UUUUUUUUUGUUUGAUUAUUAACCAUGACUGAUAAUACUACCACUACUACUCGCCGUUCUUCCUUCACUCAACCUAAACCCAAAGCAUUACGUCCAUUCAACUCUAGUGAAGUUAAGAUCUUGUUAUUGGAAAACGUCAAUGAAAUAGCUGUCAAAGCUUUUAAAAAAGAAGGCUAUCAAGUGGAAACAUAUAGCAAAGCUCUUGUUGGUCAAGAACUCAUUGAAAAGAUUCGCGAUGUUCAUGUCAUUGGUAUUCGUUCAAAAACCAAAUUAACCAAAGAAGUAUUGGACCAAGCUAAGAAUCUUUUAGUGGUGGGUUGUUUUUGUAUUGGUACAAAUCAGGUGGAUUUACAAACGGCGGCCAAGAAUGGGGUUGCAGUAUUUAAUUCUCCUUUCAGUAACUCAAGGUCAGUGGCAGAAUUGGUGAUUGGUGAAGUGAUUACUUUAGCUCGUCAACUAGGUGAUCGAAAUAUUGAAAUGCAUCAAGGAAUAUGGAACAAGGUAUCUAAAAACUGUUAUGAAAUUCGAGGCAAAAUUCUUGGUAUUGUUGGUUAUGGACAUAUUGGUUCACAACUUUCUGUAUUGGCGGAAUCAAUGGGUAUGACUGUUUACUUUUAUGAUGUUUUACAAAUCAUGCCUUUGGGAACGGCCAAACAAACUGAAACUUUGGAAGAACUCUUGUCGAUUGCUGAUUUUGUUACACUUCACGUCCCGGAAUUGGAAGAAACAAAGAACAUGAUUGGUGAACGUGAAAUCAUGGGUUACAUGAAAAAGGGUGCUUAUCUAUUGAACAAUGCUCGUGGUACCGUAGUGCAAAUUCCCGCUUUGGUAAAGGGUCUUCAAUCUGGUCAUCUCUCUGGUGCUGCUAUCGAUGUUUAUCCCAAGGAACCUGCAAGCAAUGGUCCUCAUUUUACUGAUUAUUCUGAUUUAUUAACUUGUCCAAACUUGAUUAUGACUCCUCAUAUUGGUGGCUCAACCGAAGAAGCUCAACGUAUGAUUGGUAUCGAAGUUUCUACUGCUUUAAUCAAAUUCAUCAACGAAGGCACUUCUAUUGGUGCUGUCAACUUUCCUGAAAUUGAUUUACGUGCUAUUCGUGAAGAAGAUGCUGAUACUGUUCGUGUGCUUUAUAUCCAUAGAAAUAUUCCUGGGGUACUUCGCGCUAUCAACGAAAUUUUUGCUGAUCACAAUGUUGAAAAACAAUACUCGGAUUCAAAAGGGGAUAUUGCUUAUGUUAUGGCGGAUAUUUCCAAAGUCACUCAAGAUCAACUUCAUAAUCUUUACGAUGCUAUUACUGCAACUCCUGCUAACAUCAAAACUCGUGUCCUCUACUAGAUUAGAUAUAUUGAUUUUUAACUUCGUAUUUUUCUCAUAUGUAAAUAUACAAAAUAAAAAU
This is a messenger RNA of Halteromyces radiatus, 1393 nucleotides long. RefSeq lists its product as uncharacterized. The record is from RefSeq and is a predicted model, not a curated record. The transcript is spliced from 4 exons. The coding region runs from base 25 to 1332 and encodes 435 amino acids. Gene Ontology annotation, molecular function: NAD binding; oxidoreductase activity, acting on the CH-OH group of donors, NAD or NADP as acceptor. NCBI's taxonomy places the organism in Eukaryota, Fungi, Mucoromycota, Mucoromycetes, Mucorales, Cunninghamellaceae.